Mobula hypostoma (lesser devil ray) is the source of this 5285-nucleotide messenger RNA. RefSeq names its product cysteine-rich motor neuron 1 protein-like. Gene Ontology annotation, molecular function: protein binding; serine-type endopeptidase inhibitor activity. The record is from RefSeq and is a predicted model, not a curated record. Gene Ontology annotation, cellular component: extracellular region; plasma membrane. The transcript has 14 exons. Bases 296 to 2983 code for a protein of 895 amino acids. Lineage: Eukaryota; Metazoa; Chordata; Chondrichthyes; Myliobatiformes; Myliobatidae.
UCGAGACACUCAGCAACAGGAACGGGAGUGCAUUUGCACUCUGCUUCACUCACGCACUGCUGCUUGAGCUGGGCUUGGUUAAGCACUUUAACAAUAAGGACUGGAGCUCUCCGAAAUAAAGAGGCAGAGGGGAAACUCGUGAAAACUGUUAUUACAGAAAACAUUCUGAGUUUAAUCAGUGCGGCGGCUGCAGGACAAUUUAAUUUUUAAGUGUUGUAAGUUGCAGCAAAGUCUCUUGGACCUCAAGGCAUCCUUCAGAAGUUUGUUGCGAAUUCUGCCGUUUUCGGGAGUUGUCAUGCUGAGGGUGCGGCGUGACGGCGCGGGGUUGCUGGCGGUCUGCUUGCUGUGGUCUGGCUGUUGGGGAGCCGUGAGCGAACGGCCACAAGAGUGCCGGCCGUGCAGCCGGCAGCAGUGCGAGGAGCCGCGAACUUGUCCGGGCGCGAAGGUGUUGGAUGCCUGCGGCUGCUGCCUGGUGUGUGCCCGGCAGAAGGGGGACACGUGCGGCGAGCUGGACGCCAAUCUGGGCAAGUGUGACACGGGUCUGUGGUGUGUGAAUGAAAGCCUGUCCAGUAUUGAGGAAGGGGAGGACGGUGACAGUAGCUCCGGAAUAGACCGAGGACCGUUGAUAGGAGUCUGCAAAGAAAUAGAAUUCAUUGAGGACGUCGUGCCUGAACAUAACCUGUGCCCGGAGGUAUCUGGUUGUGAUCUGCUGGAUGGGCAGUGCGUUUGUGAGAUCCUGCACACUUGUGUCAGGGUAUUCCAGUUCCCUGAUGUGGAAGCCUGCACUGCGGCGUCGGGCUAUGCUCCAGGGGAAGAAUUGGACUGUUCCACUGAGCACUGCCCAGUGCAGUUUGAAUCUCUUUGCCCUGAGGAUUCGGUACUUGUCAAAGGAUACACACGACCAGGACAGUGCUGCCCAACGCCUAGUGUCUGCCAGUGUAAUAAGGAAACCUGCAAAGAAAAGGACUGUCCUUUUGGUCACCAGCAGUUUCUGCUUUCGGAAGCGACAGGAAUACCAGGAGAGUGCUGUGAUGUGUACGAAUGCAGACCAGAAACCACUCGCAAGUGUCUGUUUAAUGGCACUGAGUACACAGAUGGAGAGGUGUAUCGCAUGGAGGCCUGCUGGUUCUGCCGCUGUCGGGGUGGGAUCUCAUUAUGUUCCAAAGUAGAAUGUGGAGAGCUGAAAUGUGAGAACUAUUACAUCCCUGAGGGAGAGUGCUGCCCAGUUUGUCAGGACCCCGUUUUUCCAGCCAUCGGUGGCUUGGGCUGUUUGGCAAGAGGUCAGAUUCGAGCACACGGUGAUCACUGGCGAGAAGAUGACUGUACUUUCUGCCAGUGCGUCAAUGGGGAACAUCACUGCGUAGCUAUGGCUUGCAAGCAGACAUGUCAGAAUCCAGUCAAAAUACCAGGGGAGUGCUGCCCUUUCUGUGAAGAGCCAACCUUUGGAACAGUCAGUCCAACACUAUGUGAGAGGCUGAUAAACUGUACCUUGACAGUGAAGGAUUGUCCGCAUGGUUUUGUACAAGAUGAGAAGGGAUGCCUGAUGUGCCAAUGUCUACCUAAGGAACCCUGCCCAGAUUUGAUAUCGUAUUGCUCUUUAGAUUGUCCCCAUGGUUUUCUGAUGGAUGUAGAUGACUGCGUCAUCUGUGAGUGCCGACCACAGCCACACAAGUGCCGAAAACUUUCCUGCAAUAAGCACUGUCCCUAUGGCUUUAUGAGAAACAAACAUGGUUGUGAGAUGUGCCGCUGUGUGAAAUGCCCACCGCUUACCUGUGACAAGUACUGCCCAGAAGGGUAUGAAAAGAAUAAGAAAGGAUGCUCCAUGUGCAAAUGCAAAGAGUCUGAUGUGCAUCUUAGCACCACCACUGCUCCAAUUGCAACCAGUUUCUGCUUGACUGCUAACGGCCAUCGCUAUGAAGAAGGAGAAGGCUGGCAUGAUGGAUGUAGAGACUGUUAUUGUUACAGUGGAAAGGAAAUGUGUGUGUUAAUUACAUGCCCUGUUCCAAACUGCCUCAAUCCAUUGGUCAAACCUGGGCAGUGCUGCCCCACCUGUCAAGAUGAGUCAGGCAGUGGACAGCCUGAUACGGUGGACCUCACUGUAUGUCAAGCUCCCGGAGGGGAAUACUAUUUAGAAGGAGAAACCUGGAACAUGGACACUUGCACACAAUGUACUUGUCACAGUGGGCGCGUACUCUGUGACACUGAGGUGUGCCCACCUCUCCUAUGCCAAGCACCAAUCAAAGAAUCAGAUGCCUGUUGUUUGACAUGUCCAGAAGAUCAGUUGAAAACCCUGUUGUUGACCAAUGGCAGUGAGUCUGGAUAUUGUAUGUCCAGUGAUGGAGAUAUUCUGUUAGUUGGAGAGUCUUGGAAGCCAAACGCCUGUACAAGCUGCAUAUGUGGUGAUGGUGCCAUUCAGUGUUUCUCUCAGACAUGUCCAGCUGCUUUAUGUAGGCUGCCAGUUCUAAGGAAAGGACAGUGUUGCCCCUAUUGUUUGGACAUGCCAACAGUUUCUUCACCAACAACAGAGGCUGCUGAUAUAUCACCGGAGAAGUCAACUGAACGAAAGGAUAAGGGGGUACCUCCACCAUCUGUUCAGCCUGAUUUAUCAUUAUUCACAGCAGCCACUGGGAGACCCCCCAAGCAAACUGAAAUGGCGAUAAUCUACCAGUCAGCAGCAUGGGUUCUGGCAGCCAUACUGCUAACAAUCAUCACGUUUUUAAUAGCCACACUCAUAAUAAACAGAAAGAAACAGUGGUUCCAGAUGCCAUGCUACCAUGCACCAACAAAGACGCAGUUUUUGAAAAAUCCAGUUGACAAACAAACUGUGGUCUACAUGGACUCUGUGAAAGGAAACAAAAUGCACAGCGUUAAUAACUGCUGCAGAAAGGAUCUAAUGGUGGAAGCAGAUUCCCAGUACAAUGAGAAAUACCGUGUGCGUGCAGAAAAACAAAGCAACAGCCAGCAAAACAAACUGCUUGGAUAGAAACAUGAAAAAAGUUGGCUUCUGAACUGAUGGAGACUUGGCAAUAAUUCAAAGAGUGUGCUCCAUUCACCAGCCUUGCCUCUUCUGGUUUCCAUUAUAUUUUGAGUUAAUGAUUCCAGCUUGUUAUCUGUGUAUGAUUCAGGUACUUGCAAAAUAACAGUUACUUUUAAAACCACAUGUCUUUAUUGACUUUCCUGUUCACUUAAAAUACCCGAAAGAAUUAAUAGAGAAACUUGCCAAAAAAACGUAAUCAAGCCAGAAAAUGAACACCAAACUUCUCAGUAUCUUUGUUCGGUACAAUAUAUAGGGGGGAAAGUGUGGGGACAACAUAUGGGGAAGAGUAAGCCUUUAGUCAGUUACUGUAACCACUUUAUUCAAAGAGUACUUAAUCAAGCAAUGGCUUAAUUAAAAUUGUCCCCCAAUGUUAUAGAAUAAGCAUUUUCAAACACAGGUGGAUUUUAGUUUGUUUAAAAUUGAUGUUUUGGAAAUGUGGUAAUGGAAUAUAUAUUUCUUAAUGCCCUGAGAGAAUAUUGUAGCAUUUUUCCUCGUGCAGGAGAAAUCUUUAAAAAUUAUCUUUCAUCGUGACAUUUUUCAGCACUAGUAAAAAGGUAAAUUACUGGGAACUGGAGAAUAGCUGUAAGCUGACACUUUAUUCCACCUCCAGAAUACAUGCAAAAUAUUAAAACUUUCAACAGCCUUUCGAGUGGUGGAAUUUCUCAUCUAUUCCAAGACAGCACUGUAAAUGCCAAGAGGGAUGGACAAAUGGUCAAAUAGGAAAUGAAAGAUACCAAAUUAUUGCUGCAGAAAUAUGCAUUUAACUAUAGCAUUAUUAAUAUUACAGUUAACAUUUGCUAUGACAGUGAUUUACAUGCUGUAUCGAUUCCUAUACCUGUACUCUAUAGUUUCAUUGUGUUGAAUGUAUUCACAAUUUUUGUUUGUGAACAGUCUGUCAUUCCAGUUUGUAGAAGGAAUUGAACUGAGCAUUGCUGCUUUAUUUGACUGGUGACAACAAAACUCAAUAUAAAUGCCAAAAGCAGGAAAAGCUAAUGUGGAAAAUUUAUUAUCAGGUUUAAAUUAAAAGUGUUAUCAAAUCUUUGAGUGAACCCUAGUGAACACACCAUCAGGGAUAAGAUGCGUGGCAGAACCAGGAACAGAGCUAAAAUAUUAUUUAAUCUGGUUGGAGGAGGAUGGCGUAAAGGGGCUGAAUAUAAGCAGUGUAUGAAUAAUAAAAAGCACAUACUGUACCCCCACCCCCAAGCUGUUCUAGCUUCACCCAGGCUUAACAUGCAGGCUUUACCCAUUUACAGUGCUCUAGGUGACUGAAUAAAAAGUAUUUCAAAAUAUUGAUGGUGUUUUGAGGUGUCAAGGAAGAGUGAAAUGUUGUAACUACUCUAUGGUUUAUACUCUAUGGUUUAAAAUGUGGGAGCACAGGGAAUAUGUUGGUAAGCUGUGGCACUUUGUAGUCAACUUUACUAAUAACAUUAAGGAUUUUAAGAAAAGCCCUAUUGAUACCAGGCUGUGAGCGUACAAAUUCUUUUAAAUUGUAAGAAGUUUCAAGUAUUUUUGUAGAUACUUAGUUUGCAGAUAAUUGAGCAAAAGGGAGGAGAGUUUCUUAAUUUAUUUUUUCAGAUAGCUUAAUUUAUUAAUCUAAGUAGAAUCUGUAUAGAAGAAUAGCAGAGGGCUUAACAAUUCUGUUUACUUCUAUUUGUUACUGUGAUUUGUAGUCCAAUAAGUUAAGAUGUGGCAAAGCUCUUUGGCCAUGCAAUUUUGCUGGCGUGUUAUGCUGAGAUAAUUACCUGAUCAUAUGCCUUAAAAACCUGUAAACCCCUUUGCUGUACUUUUUAUGUAAGUUCUUAAUUUUUGUUUAACUCUUUACUGUUGAUAUAUAGAGAUCUAAGUUGCUUAUUUAUUUACAAUGAUGUGUAGUAGCACUUGUAAAUGCACAUGGCCUAGCAGCUGAGUUGUAACUAGUAAAAAGGCAUUUACUCAUUUAAAUAAAUUUUGUUGUGGAAAUUGUCUGAAUCUGUGGUAAGGUAUUUUCCAAAUUUGCUCUGAGAAAAACUAAUCAGAAAGGAGUAGCAUAUAUAUUAUAAUUUCAGAUCCGAGCCCCCAGGAAAAUAUCUACAGCAUUGAGAAAUAUAUAUUUCAUUAUCAAGAGUAAUACUCAGCAAGAAAGAGUUUUUCUGAGUACCAUUGUGAAACUUUCAGUGUGACUGGGCCUUGUUUUGAAGUAUGUUGCAAAGUGAACUGUCUAACGUAUAUUAUCAAUUUUCAGUUAAUAAUCGAUUGGUAAAAUAAAUAG